AUGUUAGGCCGAACCCUGGUCUCCGCCACCUCGGCAGCGACAUCAUCAAUGCGGUUCUCAGCGAUGGCUUGCACACGCAGCAACGCAAAUGCUCUCCGACAUCAAGCAUUCGGCGCUCAAAGAAGCUCGCCACUGCUAAGGAUGGCUCAUACAUGGGCGCUUGAAGCCAGUCGACCAAGCCCUAGCUCAUUCCACUCAUCCAGGCCCGCAUCAAUUUCGCUUAGAACGAGCUUACUAAAAAACCACACUUCAGCUUUCAGCACAACAUCACGGAGCCUUGCCGCUUCGACACCUCACUCUUCAUCAUCCUCCACCGCAGCCGGUGCACCGACCUCACGAGCAGCAGCAUUGACGGAAGAAUUCCAACGCCAUCAACGCGAAUCAUAUAAGCGACGCAACCAGUCCCUCUUCAUGUACUCUGCGGCCCUGAUGGUCUUUACUCUCGGCUUCAGUUAUGCAGCCGUUCCCCUCUAUCGUGCUUUUUGCUCAGCAACUGGAUUCUCCGGUACUCCCAUUACCGACCCUGAGCGAUUCGCACCCUCUCGUCUCAUUCCUGCCUAUCUCGAUCCCACCACGAAUGCCCCGACAAAGAGGAUUAGAGUAACAUUCAACGCAGACGCAUCAGACGCAAUCCCUUGGUCCUUCACCCCUCAGCAAAAGGAAAUUUAUGUGUUGCCAGGUGAGACUGCACUAGCAUUCUACACGGCAAAGAAUAAGAGCGAUAAAGAUAUUAUCGGUAUCGCUACCUAUAAUGUCUCUCCUGACAGGAUCGCACCAUACUUUGCCAAAGUGGAAUGCUUCUGUUUCGAAGAACAGAAACUCUUAGCCGGGGAAGAAGUGGAUCUUCCGGUGUUCUUCUUUAUCGAUUCGGACGUAUUGGACGACCCGAGUACGAAGGGUGUAGAUGACGUGGUCUUGAGCUAUACGUUCUUCUCUGCUAGAAGGAAUUCCAAGAAUGGUCAAUUGGAACCUGACACCGAUCUCAGCAAGUAUACUGUUGGAAAGGAUCUUUAG
Ustilago hordei is the source of this 1014-nucleotide messenger RNA. RefSeq names its product putative COX11 - cytochrome-c oxidase assembly protein. Lineage: Eukaryota; Fungi; Basidiomycota; Ustilaginomycetes; Ustilaginales; Ustilaginaceae. Gene Ontology annotation, molecular function: copper ion binding. The transcript is spliced from 3 exons. Gene Ontology annotation, cellular component: mitochondrial inner membrane. Bases 1 to 1014 code for a protein of 337 amino acids. The record is from RefSeq and is a predicted model, not a curated record.